GGUUCGAGGAGCUGCUGGCAUCGAUGGAAAAAGACCCAGCCGCCUACAAGACCAGGUUCCCCACCGGCGGCAUUAUAGGGGUACUCCAGGACAAGCCCGAGCUGGAAGACAGGAUUCGUGCCCUUGCCAAGUCUUAUGCCGACAACCACGAGUUCUUGCCUCCGAUGAAUGCCGUUUGGAUGACGAGGGUUAUGCGAGAAGACUAUGAGGGGGCCAACAAGAUACUUCAGGAGUAUCCCCAGCUGAAAGAGAAGCUCAUGUUUGCAAAUCUGCUGAGGGCGUCCAGGGAGAAACGGAAGGAGGAAAUGGCUCGCUACGUGGCCGACACGGUGAUCUCGACAUCUGCCUAUUCCCCCGAAGCGAAGGGGCUCGUCUGCGGAAACCUGAUUAACGUGCUAGUGGCCUGCGAGAAGCUUGACGAAGCACUGCACGAACUGGAGACCGCGAGAACCAAGCACGGCCUGCAGCUGACCGACUUCAGAGUCUCGACACUGCAGACACUCAAAGCCGAGCUGACCUCGGCGGGAAAGCAGGUCCCCUUCGAAGUGCCCGAGGCGAGGGUACGAAGACGAAAGAGCAAGGACGACUCAAGCUCCAGUUCCGACGACAGCUCUGACGAGGACGAAGCAACCGCGUCCCGUUAAGAUCGGCCUAAUCCCGCCACAUCCCCUCCAAAGCCGUCAAAUUGCCGACACUAUUACCGCUGCCAUUUCACGUGAACAUUCAUUUCAGCUAAAGUCAAAAACCGCUUCGUAAUACACCAUUCCGUUUCCUUUGACAAUAAUAUGACAUUUAGAGACCGUCGCCGACGCAUUGUAGAGAUUGUACAGUUCCCUCGUAUGUUAGUGCAGACUGUGUGUACAUAGUUGUUUGUUAAUAAAAAGGUCAAAAGUUUGCUGCCUUA
This is a messenger RNA of Ixodes scapularis (black-legged tick), 904 nucleotides long. RefSeq lists its product as uncharacterized. The transcript has 6 exons. The record is from RefSeq and is a predicted model, not a curated record. Bases 24 to 644 code for a protein of 206 amino acids. NCBI's taxonomy places the organism in Eukaryota, Metazoa, Arthropoda, Arachnida, Ixodida, Ixodidae.